CGCCCCGAAGCGCCGUACACCCGCGGGGCGAGCGCAGGGAGGGAGGGAGCCGGGUGGCGAUGGGCGGUGGCCCCACAUGCGCAGGAGGCCAGGUGCCUGCCGGCUUGUGCUGUGCCGGUAGCACCGCGGGUAGCCCGACGUCCUUAUGGUGCUGUGUCAGAGCGGCGAGGCCGCUGCUGUUCCGGCAGCGGGCGGGAAGGAGCCGGAGGUGCCGCUGAGCCGGGAGGACGAUGCGGGUAAGGGGCAGCCUUGCCUCUGCCCGGCGCCCGGCGUGGAGGCAGCGGGCGCUGAAGAGCGCCGCGGCUGUGGCUGCUGCUCGGGUUUGUCCUGGCUGUGCUGCUGCAAGGCACCUGGAGCAAAGAAGAAAGCUGCGUGUCCAGGACUUGGUCUGUUUUAUACUGUACUGUCUGCCUUCCUUUUCUCAGUGGCCUCUUUAUUUCUUAAAAAAAUAGAAGAUGUACAUUCAGUGGAAGUGAGUGCGUUUCGAUGUAUUUUCCAAAUGGCAUUUGUUCUUCCUGGUUUAAUAUACUACAAAACAGGGUUUUUGGGACCAAAAGGUAAAAGAAUUUUUCUUUGCUUCCGAGGAUUCCUUGGCUCUAGUGCAAUGAUUCUUCUCUACUAUGCUUACCAAGUCAUGCCACUAGCUGAUGCCACGGUUAUAACUUUUAGCAGUCCUGUUUUUACAUCAUUGCUGGCAUGGAUCUUUCUCAAAGAGAAGUACAGUAUUUGGGAUCUUCUGUUUACCCUCUUUGCCAUCACUGGAGUGAUUCUUAUUGCCAGACCACCAUUUCUGUUUGGGUCAAAUGUUACAGGGAUUGAAGGAAGUUAUACAGAGCACCUUAAAGGAACUAUAGCAGCAAUUACAAGCACAGUGUCUUCGGCUUCGACUUUCGUUAUACUAAGGAAGGUGGGAAAAUCUGUGCAUUAUUUUUUGUCAAUUUGGUAUUAUGCGGUCAUUGGUUUAAUUGGAUGUGUUGUAGCAUUGUUUGUUAUGAAUGAAUGGCGUUUACCACACUGUGGUAAAGAUAGGGUUCUUCUAAUAUUAAUAGGCUUGUUAGGGUUAGGGGGUCAGAUAUUUCUCACAAAAGCAUUACAGAUAGAGAAAGCUGGACCUGUAGCCAUAAUGAAAACAAUGGAUGUGGUGUUUGCUUUUAUUUUGCAAAUUCUUUUUCUCAAUCAUCGGCCAACUUGGUGGACUGUAGGUGGUGCUCUUUGUGUAGUGGCAAGUAGUUCUGGAGCCGCGAUUCGUAAGUGGCGACAAACCUUGAAGAAAGCUAAAGAAAAUGAAAUCUGACAGUAGCAGACACUAAUUCAUUACAGAAACAAACAAUCUUCAAAUAUAUAUAUACAAUAUUUGUUUUUAUUUAUUUUAAAUAUCUCUUUUACCAAAUUUUAGUACCAAAUUAUGGGCAAUAAGUUGAAUAUAUAUUUUUUAUUAUUUUUAUUUUUUUUUUAACAAAAUUGAAUAUGUGUGAACAACUGAUUAGGUAUAUACUUUUCUUUCUCAUACUUAGGCAUGCAAAUACGAGGAGUAGAAAAAAAUUUGAAAGUUGCUUGCCUCCUAUCAAAACUGGGCAAUAAGUUUUUGGCUUUUCUUUCCCUAAAAUUCCUGAUUCUCCACUUCUUAGACCCUUUCUCUGUUCUUCUGAGCAGUGGAAAUCAGUCUCCCAGGCUUAUUUAAUACUAUUCUGUGCUUGAUUAGCAGAGGGAUUGUAGUACAAAAUUUAGAAGUGAAAAAAGAGUUAUAAUCCUAUAAACAUCCAACUUUUCUAGAACAGAUAAAGCUUGCACAUUUAUAAGCUUUCUAUUUUUAUUUUUUUUUUCCACAAAACAGAUGCCAAAUGGGGAUUUCUUUUUAAUUUGGAUUCUGGAAGAACAAAAGCUAUUUCAUCUUUCCAAAUUAUAUAAAGAGAAAAUCAACUUGUGAAAAUUAUCUUCAGCUUUACUUUCUUCUAAAAUGAAUUUUAAAUAUUUGCACUUGCUUUACAGACAUAAUGAAAUAACUUAAUCCCUUUUUUUUAACAUGACUCUUUAGUUGCUGCAGUCUCAAUGAUGAGAGACAACAGUUAAUUGUGUACCACUCGUAAAUUCACCAUUUCUUGUGGUAUGGAAUGUUAUGCUGUAGCUGCACUUUCUUUAUUCUAUGCAAAAGAUUACAUUUUUUAGGUAUUUAAUACAGGUUAUUUUAAAUGCUGCUUGUGACCCUUUUGUUUAGAUUCUUCUGUACAAAAGUUCUUUAUGAGACCAAGUUUAAGUUUUGGCCUUCAUAAAGUUAGGAGUAUUUACAACAAAGCUUUUGCCUUUUUCCUAAGAAUUUACAAGAGCACAAAGUAAUUGCAGUUUCACAGAAAAGGUAGGUUGACCAAGGUAAUAACAGAGAUUCUACAGAACAGGUUUGGGGAGAGUUUGAUGGGA
Pezoporus occidentalis (night parrot) is the source of this 2415-nucleotide messenger RNA. RefSeq names its product solute carrier family 35 member G1 (gene SLC35G1). The record is from RefSeq and is a predicted model, not a curated record. Gene Ontology annotation, cellular component: plasma membrane; endoplasmic reticulum membrane. Lineage: Eukaryota; Metazoa; Chordata; Aves; Psittaciformes; Psittacidae. The coding region runs from base 146 to 1294 and encodes 382 amino acids. The transcript is spliced from 3 exons. Gene Ontology annotation, biological process: regulation of cytosolic calcium ion concentration; calcium ion export across plasma membrane.